Dalotia coriaria is the source of this 1308-nucleotide messenger RNA. It is a transcript of the gene JMJD4, whose product is annotated as jumonji domain containing 4. The transcript is spliced from 2 exons. Gene Ontology annotation, biological process: protein hydroxylation; positive regulation of translational termination. The coding region runs from base 153 to 1280 and encodes 375 amino acids. Gene Ontology annotation, cellular component: nucleus; cytoplasm. Gene Ontology annotation, molecular function: 2-oxoglutarate-dependent dioxygenase activity; sequence-specific DNA binding. NCBI's taxonomy places the organism in Eukaryota, Metazoa, Arthropoda, Insecta, Coleoptera, Staphylinidae. The record is from RefSeq and is a predicted model, not a curated record.
AAAUUGUGAAUUGAGACUACGCAAAUUAAUGGUUUAAUGUAAGAAUACAUUUUAAACUAAGUGUUAAAUUAUUCCUUUAUGAUACUUUCUAAAACAAAGGAAGGACACAAACGUGACUUAUAUAAUUUUAUAUAUUUAAUUUUUAAAUAAAUAUGGAUGAUAUAAAGUUAGAAAACGUAUUAAAAAUGCCGAAACAUCAACAACCAAGUGAAAAUAUACCGGUUGUAGAUAAAAACAUAAGCUUUAAUGAUUUCUUUGAACAAUAUUUGUUAACAAAUCAACCUUGUAUCAUCAAAAACGUGGCAGAUGAAUGGAAAUCAACAAAACAUUGGAUCACAAAGAAUAGAACAGCCGUGAAUUUCAAAUAUCUCCGAAAUAAAUACUCCUCAGAAGAAGUUCUCACUUAUGACUGCAACUCAAAGUUCUAUAAUUCACAUAAAACGGAAAAAACCCUAUUUGGAAAAUAUUUACAAUACUGGGAAGAAUACAAAGAAAAUAAUUACUCUGAUAAAGAUCCCUUACUAUAUCUUAAAGAUUGGCAUCUACAAAACAGCCACCCUUAUGACAACUUUUAUAGUGUUCCAAUAUAUUUUAAAUCAGAUUGGCUCAAUGAAUAUUUGAUUGCAACUAAAAGGGAUGACUAUAGAUUUGUUUACAUGGGUCCAAAAAGAACUUGGACACCAUUUCAUGCUGAUGUUUUCAAAUCCUACAGCUGGAGUGUUAAUAUUAUUGGUAAAAAGAGGUGGAUAUUUUUACCUCCAGGUGAAGAACAACAUCUUAAAGACAAAUUUGGCAACUUACCACAUGAGAUCAUAAAUAUUCCACUUAAUUGCAAGCAUUAUAAUAUAAUACAAGAAGCUGGGGAUGCUAUUUUUGUUCCGUCUGGUUGGUAUCAUCAAGUUGUCAAUCUUGAAGAUACAAUCUCCAUCAAUCACAACUGGUUAAAUGGAUGUAAUAUUAAUUUGAUGUAUCUUGAUAUGCAGAAACAUCUGGAAGAGGUAAAAGAUGAAAUUGAUGAUUGUAAGGGUGAUUCUGACUUUGAAGAACAGUGCCAAAUUGUUUUGAAAGCAUCUUAUGGGAUGGAUUUUAAAGAAUUUUUACAUUUUAUUUCAUGGAUUGCUGAAACGCGAUUGAAUGCGAAACCAAUGAGCAAUUUAGCGCGAUUUGAUCUGAAAAUGAUUAAGAAGGUUUUGGAAAGUUUCAUGUUAAACAAGGCUGUUAAGAACUUAGUACUUCUAAAUGAAGUUGAAUCUUUAUACAUGAACAUUACAAAUUGCUAGAAAAAUCUAUAAAAAUAUCUACAACUUA